GGCGGGCCUCCGCCUGCUGCGCCCGAGCUCGGAGAGCCCGGGCACCGCGGCCGCCGACGCAGCCACGGUCCCGGUUCCUCAGUCCUGAGGCGCGCGCGGGCUCUCGGGUGACCCUAGAGGGGGCCGCGGGAGGGAGCGCGAGGCGGCGAAGGGCGGGCCGCACGCGUCCCCGGCCGCCCCCCGCGCGCGCGUGGCCGGGCCCAGAGAAGCCCCGGCGCGGGGAGCGCCGGCCCGGCGCGGGCGAGGGCGAUGCCGCGGUGACGGCCCCGCCAUGGCGAAGCCCCCGGCGGCGGUGGCGGCGGCGGCGGCUGCAGUGGUGGGGUCGGAGGAGCUGAGCCAGGUGCCGGACGAGGAACUGCUGCGCUGGAGCAAGGAGGAGCUGGCGCGGCGGCUGCGGCGCGCCGAGGGCGAGAAGGUGGGCCUCAUGCUGGAGCACGGCGGCCUGAUGCGCGACGUGAACCGGCGGCUGCAGCAGCACCUGCUGGAGAUCCGCGGCCUCAAGGACGUGAACCAGCGACUGCAGGACGACAAUCAGGAGCUGCGUGAGCUCUGCUGUUUCCUGGACGACGACCGGCAGAAAGGGCGCAAGCUGGCGCGCGAGUGGCAGCGCUUCGGACGCCACGCGGCCGGCGCCGUGUGGCACGAGGUGGCCCGCUCGCAGCAGAAGCUGCGGGAGCUCGAGGCGCGCCAGGAGGCCCUGCUGCGCGAGAACCUGGAGCUGAAAGAGCUGGUGCUGUUGCUGGACGAGGAGCGCGCGGCGCUGGCGGCGGCCGGGGGGGCUGGCGGCGGCGGCGCUGGCGGUGGCGGCGCGGGCUCCCGCAGCUCCAUCGACAGCCAAGCCAGCCUGAGCGGGCCCCUGGCGGGGAGCGCAGCGGGCUCCGGGGCCCGCGACGUUGGCGACGGCAGCAGCACGUCCAGUGCGGGCAGCGGCGGCAGCCCGGACCACCACCACCACGUCCCAGCGGCUCUGCUGCCCCCGGGGCCGCACAAGGGUCCCGACGGCAAGGCCGGAGCCACGCGCCGCUCCCUGGAUGACCUGUCAGCGCCGCCACACCACCGAAGCAUCCCUAACGGCCUGCACGAUCCCUCAUCCACCUACAUCAGGCCAUUGGAGACCAAGGUGAAGCUGUUGGACAGUGACAAGCUCCCCGCACAGCUGCCCCGCCCCUACGGCCGCCAGAGAAACCGGCUCCAGCAGGCAGGCUCUGGAGAGUUCCGUACCCUUCGGAAAGGCUUCUCCCCAUACCAUUCGGAAUCCCAGCUCGCGUCCCUGCCGCCCUCCUACCAGGAAGUCCUACAGAACGGCCCAGCCUGCCCCGUACCCGAGCUGCCCUCCCCACCAUCCACCGUCUACAGUUCAGCAGGACAGAAACCCGAAGCUGUCGUGCACGCCAUGAAGGUUCUGGAAGUACAUGAGAACCUUGACCGGCAGCUUCAGGACAGCUGUGAGGAGGACCUGAGUGAGAAGGAGAAGGCCAUCGUGCGAGAGAUGUGCAACGUGGUCUGGAGGAAACUGGGGGACGCCGCCAGCACCAAGCCCUCCAUCCGGCAGCACCUGUCUGGUAAUCAGUUCAAGGGGCCAUUGUAGGGCCGCUUCUCCGAGGACGUGGACUGGCCCUGCCUGGAGUCUGAGGCCUUAGAGCUGGCAGAAACUCUGGCCCAGCCACCGUCUUUCUCCGUGGUGAAUUGUACAUAGGACACGGCCCGCCCUGGCUGCCCUGGUGUGACACUGACAGCCAGGCCUCCACCUCCUGCCUCCCUCACCAGCAAACCUUGGGAAGACAAGAAGCUGUUGCUCUCUCGCUCGCUCGCUGCAGCCAAGUGGCCAAGGCAGCCUGGCUCCCCGUUUGGGCUCCAUGUUCCAUCAGCAAGAAGCUUCUGAGACUCCAAACCAAGCGGCUAUCUGGGGAGGUGGCCUGCUCUCGGUAGAAGGUCCCUCAACAAGUAUUCUAACUCGCUGUCCCUUACACUGGACAGAUGCCACCAGAGCCUGAAUUGAGACACAGGUGGCUCUUUUCUGCUACCUUGCCAGAGCCAGGACCCUGGGUCACGGAGCACUGGGUCCCGUGUGUCCAUGGCUGGCUGGGAGCUCAGGGUUCCCUGUCACCUGGGGGUCGGUACCCAGCCACCCCGAAGCCAGCUUCUGCUCGUUAGCAUUCACUCCUUCAGUGACGUCUCCUCACCCAUGCCAGGCUUAGCCACUUCGUAGGUGACUCCUGCCAGGCUUCCUUUUCUGGUUUACAGCAACAUAGGAAAGUCCUGGAGAAUGUCUGGGCCAGGCUCAGCAUUCUCAAUGGGCAGGUAGAACUGGGCCAUUGCCCAGGGUCACUGUCAAUGUGACAACCCCCCUCCCCCGCCCCCCGUGUGCUCUGGGUCACUAGGAAUGAGCUACAGGAGUCACCCCUGACGAGGUUUCCCUGGGAAGGAAGGGGCAUGCCUGGUUCUGGCUUUAAUCUGCUGUGUGGCCUUCCGCAAGCUACUCAGCUUUCCUGGGCCCCCAGCGGUUCCUUUUGCCUCUGCUCACUCUAGAAACCACCCCAGUUUGGUGGACCUCUGUCCUCACAGCAGAUGAGCUCAUGUGGCAACCUACUGGGAACAUGCUAGGCCAGCGUGUUUGUCAUGCUGUCCCCUCACAGGUCACAUCUGAGCCUUAGCCCCUCCCUCCAAGGGACCUGCCUGCAUUGGGGGUCAAAUUCAUGCUUCAGUGAACAUGCUCAUGCCUCAGCCGGGGGCGGUGCAUAGCUGUCAGGGGUGUUCUCUAGUGUGGUUGGAGAACAAGGACUCAGGUGCUUCUGGGAACCAUGCAGAUGCUAUCUGUAGGAGGCCCUGGCCACACUGCUGGCUUCACCUUUCCAUGUAUUUACAUCCACACCCAUCAGCUAUUCUCACGUAAUGGUACUUAGAGCCCCAUGCAGCAAGCCCAAAGAGCUUGUCCUCGCCUCAGGUCCCUCCCAAACCCUGUGAGCAGAGGGGACAGGCCAAGAAGGUGGGUGGCAUCCUUGCUCCCCAACCAACCCAGCCCUGGAACCUUGGGCUAUUCCCAGCACCUUUGUUGCCCACACCCUUGGGUCCCACACUCUCAGGGGAAAGGCCCAUGGCCCUCGGUGUGCCCAGGGAGUGUUGUGCAGGGGCUGUAGGGGACCGGCCCACUGCUCUGGCUGUCAGUGGCCCUGGGAAGCUCUUUCUAGGAGCUGCUGUAUGGUCACGUGAUAAAACAUGCAACUCCAUCUGCCGGCCCCGGCCGGUCCUGGAUAUUUCUAAGUGGGCUGCUGAGCAGGCAAGACCCUUCCUGGUUCUUUGAAGCCAAGGAACCCCGGAAUAAUGCUGAGGUAUGUGGGCCCACACAAGGUGGGAGCCAAGUCAGAGAGUCCCAGUCACAUUUGUAUCAGGAUAGUUUAGCCACCUUUGAAAUAAGCAAUAAGUAAGAGCUCCUGGAAUCUGAAGACGGGCCAAGAAAGACAGGCCUAGAAAAGACCUUUCCGUUUUGGAGGGGUGGGACCCUGUCCCUGAUGUUGCAGGGCAUCCUGAGAAUCUGAAGAGAAUUUCUCAUAGGCCCCUCUGCCCUUGUGCAGGCAGGGUGAGCCAAGCCCAGCCCUCGGCAGUAGGCUGGUUCCCUAGGACAACCUGGGUCAUAUCUCAAACCUAACCGGAGAGACCAGCAGCACCCAGUGGAGCCCGGGCUAGGGAGGGCAGGUGGUCCUCCGUGACCCGUCCCUUCUGGAGCCUUAGCCUUUGCAGUGCUGACUCUCCAUCCCAAGCUCACAGUAUGCUCGUGCUGGCUCCACCCCCCACCCCCCACCCCCACACCACUGUGACAGGUCACUCGACCCAUCUAGGGUGGCCUGGCCUUCCUGGAGUCAGAAUCUGCUGAGCACAUCCUCAUUUGCGUUCAACAGCCACAUGCCAGUGUUUUAAGACAAAGUGACCUUUCAGUUUUCUUUCUUGAAACUUGAGAGGAAGUGAGAUACAUACUACUGAUUUUUUUUUUUUUUUUUAAAGAAACAAACAAAACCCAAGGCUGCGGAGUGGCAGAGGUGUCUAUUUUCAUACUGUGGGGGGAAGCGUGCUGCUUUGGGGAGGGGCUGGAACGCCUGGUUUCUGCCCUAGGCCAGUCUUCUAUAGGAGUUGGUGGUGAGACCUGCAGCUUCCCCCUCCUGCCCUGGCCGUGUAGAGCUGGAGCCUGUGCACUUCGGCUGUUUCUACCUUCUAUUGAACCACUUUUGAUUUGUGGAGAGAGAAAAAAAAAUAGAACUUUUGAUAGUGUGGUAAAAGCAUUGAUUUGAACUAUUUUAGUAAAAGGAGUAACAUAUAAGAUUGUGACAGUGUCUACUUUGAACUAGAUAAUAAAGGCCUCUUUGCGAGCCUCGGA
Mus pahari (shrew mouse) is the source of this 4369-nucleotide messenger RNA. RefSeq names its product coiled-coil domain containing 85C (gene Ccdc85c). NCBI's taxonomy places the organism in Eukaryota, Metazoa, Chordata, Mammalia, Rodentia, Muridae. The coding region runs from base 272 to 1588 and encodes 438 amino acids. The record is from RefSeq and is a predicted model, not a curated record. Gene Ontology annotation, cellular component: apical junction complex. The transcript is spliced from 7 exons.